Nelumbo nucifera (sacred lotus) is the source of this 1006-nucleotide messenger RNA. RefSeq names its product rhodanese-like domain-containing protein 9, chloroplastic. The record is from RefSeq and is a predicted model, not a curated record. NCBI's taxonomy places the organism in Eukaryota, Viridiplantae, Streptophyta, Magnoliopsida, Proteales, Nelumbonaceae. Gene Ontology annotation, cellular component: chloroplast.
CUCUACUGGACCCAGUUUUCCCAAGAGAAAAUAAAUAAAUUUUUGGGCCCCCUCUCAUCUUAUCGGUUGGUUUGAGAGGAUUCCAAAAGUCUAAUGUGGAUUGGUUUGCGAUAUGGCCGGCCCCAGUUGAUUGGUCAUUGGUGGGCUGCUCGAUUUCCUCAAGUAAGUGGAACUUCAGCAAAUCAGAAACAUAUCCAGAUCGCAGGAUGAUGGGGAGUUGGGGACUAGGGAGUGAAAAAGAUAAGUAUAGAGAGAGAGAGAUUUUAUUCCUGAGACAAAACUGAAGAUGGCUGGCCUUAGUUUCUGUGCGGCCCUUUCUCCUUCAAGGUCUGCUGCUGCUGCUAAUCAGCUGGAGAAAGCAGGCUUCCAAAGUAUAUCAUGUAUAACAUCGGGUCUUCAGUCAGUAAAGCCAGGUACUUUUGAUGUUGUUGGUUCCACUGAGCUGCAAAAUGCUGGUAAGGCUGGUUUAGUGACUGUUCAAGGAAAGAUUUCGGCUGUUCUUGGGACCAUGCUGAUUUGUGCAUAUCUUUUCAUAACUUUCUUUCCGGAACAAGCAGAGAAGCUAUUUCAACUGGUUCCUGCAAGUUAGCUCUUGGAAGACUACAAGAUUUUGUGGUUCUGUUUCCUUAUAUCCUGACCACAGGGAAAUACAGUUCUUGAUGGUUCUCAACUUUAAAAGUCCAACAGAAGGGAGAAGGAAACCAUGUGAAAAUGGUCUUGACCUGGGCUGAAGGGCAUAACAGUGACCUACCAUGGAGCAUGCUGCAUGCUAGACAGGGAGAGAGGGGUGCGAAUUAUUUUGGACACAUUACAGAGUUCAUACUCCAUUCUGAGUUGUAACAUUACUAGCUAAAUAGCUAUCUUUAUGUAGGUUGUGAAAGCAAUUCGUAUAAAAAAAACCAUUUAAUUGUGAGCUCAUUAUUCUUAUACAACAAUCCUGAAGCAGACAGACAAGUGAACCAAUUUGGAGUCCCGUGGCACAUGUUUGCCUUUGUACAUUAUGGAU